CCUGAUAAGAAAUGCUCGGGUGUCGCGGGCACCCACCCGCCGGGAGGGUAAGACACUAUAUAAGGCCGCUGUCUCGAGCCGCAGCGCCGUCGGAGCAGAAGUGCUGAAUGCGCAGGUACCUAGAGCGCACCGCCGGCUCGAGGGACGCGCCCGGCCUCUGCACGCACAGUCCUGCAGCCGCCCAGCCUCCCGCACCCUCGCCGCCAGAACUGCGUGCGGAGCCCAAGGGAGUUGCCAUGCGGAGCGCGCCGAGCCGGUGCGCGGUAGCCCGCGCCCUGGUCCUAGCCGGCCUCUGCCUGGCGGUAGCCGGGCGCCCCCUAGCCUUCUCGGACGCGGGGCCGCACGUGCACUACGGCUGGGGUGAGCCCAUCCGCCUACGGCACCUGUACACCGCCGGCCCCCACGGCCUCUCCAGCUGCUUCCUGCGCAUCCGUGCCGACGGCGGGGUUGACUGCGCGCGGGGCCAGAGCGCGCACAGUUUGGUGGAGAUCAGGGCAGUCGCUCUGCGGACCGUGGCCAUCAAGGGUGUGCACAGCGUCCGGUACCUCUGCAUGGGCGCGGACGGCAGGAUGCAAGGGCUGCCUCAGUACUCUGCAGGGGACUGUGCUUUCGAGGAGGAGAUCCGCCCCGACGGCUACAAUGUGUACCGGUCCAAGAAGCACCGUCUCCCCGUCUCUCUGAGCGGUGCCAAACAGAGGCAGCUUUACAAAGACAGAGGCUUUCUGCCCCUGUCCCACUUCUUGCCCAUGCUGCCCGGGAGCCCAGCAGAGCCCAGGGACCUCCAGGACCAUGCGGAGUCGGACGGGUUUUCUGCACCCCUAGAAACAGACAGCAUGGACCCUUUUGGGAUCGCCACCAAAAUGGGACUAGUGAAGAGUCCCAGCUUCCAGAAAUAA
Molecule: messenger RNA, 896 nt
Organism: Ailuropoda melanoleuca (giant panda)
Lineage: Eukaryota; Metazoa; Chordata; Mammalia; Carnivora; Ursidae
Gene: FGF19
Product: fibroblast growth factor 19
Exons: 3
Coding region: 108-896 (262 amino acids)
Biological process (GO): fibroblast growth factor receptor signaling pathway
Cellular component (GO): extracellular region
Molecular function (GO): fibroblast growth factor receptor binding; growth factor activity
Source: RefSeq, a predicted model, not a curated record